This is a messenger RNA of Anopheles stephensi (Asian malaria mosquito), 3803 nucleotides long. Its product is annotated as TATA element modulatory factor-like. Lineage: Eukaryota; Metazoa; Arthropoda; Insecta; Diptera; Culicidae. The coding region runs from base 123 to 3506 and encodes 1127 amino acids. The transcript is spliced from 3 exons. The record is from RefSeq and is a predicted model, not a curated record. Gene Ontology annotation, cellular component: endoplasmic reticulum; Golgi apparatus.
GACAGAUACCCCUUGACGUGUCGUGCUGAUUAUUCAACAGAAAAUUAGGUUGUGUGAUGAGAUAGAAUAACAUGCACUGAAUCGAAGAGUGUAAAUCACGCAUUGCACUAAACCGAGACAAAAUGAGCUGGUUUGAUACAACAGGCAUAGCCAAUUUAGCCAAAAAUGCGUUGAAAGAAGCUCAAAAACAGAUUGAUAAAGCGCUUGAUAUCAAAGAUGAAGAUGAAACGGCAAUUUUUAAUGUAUCAAACGAACCUGCAGGAAAAAGUGUUAAUGAAAUGGUAAGAAACAGCAUAACCCUGCCCGACUUUUCUACCCCUCCCUCGGUUGCAAUCAACAACACAAUAAGCUCCAACACGUUAAAUGCGUCUUUUGAGGCUUGUGACGAUUCGUUUUUUGACCAACCAAUAAACAAUUCUAGCACCGUUACUAAACCACCAUCCAGCUUAAAGCCCUUGAGGAGUUUUGAAAAAUCGAAAAAUGAAAAUAUUGUAGAUUUGCCGGGUGCUGAAGUAGAUAGUUCUGAAUCAAUAGAGGUGCUUACGCCUGUUACGAUUUCCGGUUCAACCGUCACGUCGCUCAGCCAACGAUCGUCUUCUUUGGUCAUGAUACAAGACGAUGAAGAAUCUGAAUCAGUUGACGUUCUUGGUAUCAUCAGAACCGUGCCUGAUUCUACAACAGUAUGCAAUGAAUUACCAAAGCAUGGUGAAAAAAACGAAGAUGAAAUUAGUGUCGUAGAUGAUUGUAUUGCCAACACGUUGGCGGAACAGCCGAUAACUAUUCUGGAAACAGAGCUAUUACCAAUUACGGUGGCACCAAGCCGCAGUAAGCAUAAGUAUUCAGUGUCCAGUGCUCCGUCCGUAAACUUCAUAAAUGAUGGUUGUAAAGCACUAAAGAAAUCGGUAGAAGAAAGUAAAGAUGUGGUUGUUCCUUCGAGAUCAUCAUCUAACAAUAUACAUAUUGUUUCGGAACUUACUACAAGUUAUUCAGUUGAAAGGCCUGUUACGGAAAUAUACCACUAUAAAUAUUCUGGCGAUGGAUUUCAUUUGAAACAAGCAACGAAACCAGAAGAGGAAUUGGAUCAAAGCUAUGAAAGUAUAGAAUUGCAAACACAAACAUCUGACAUGGCGCACAGUUUUGUGGAAAUAAAGCCUGGAAGCAACGAUACAUCAGAUCAUUUAACUACAAAAAAUGCCACUGAAAAAAUUGAAUAUUCUGCGAAAUUUUCUGAUACAGUUUUUGGAUCCCCAGUUGGUCCAGGAGGCAGUCAAAGUUUAUUUCAGAGUUUAGGUGAUGAUGAGAUUGAAACAACCACUUCGUCAGAUAUAGAAAUUAUCUCCAGUCCGAAUGGAGGCGAUUCGAGUAGUACUCAUAGUGGUGUAUAUCGUACAAGUCCAAUGAAAAUUACCGAUGGAAAAAGUGCAAAUUUUGAUAUGCUUCUCACUAAAAAACGACGUGGACAUACGCGCGAAUCAUCUGAAAUUUCAAUGAAUAGUGGUAAUAGUGACGAUUCGGUACAUUUGUCUGAAACGGAACGCCUGAUGCGACGAUUAGUAGAGGUAUCAGAAAAGCUUGAACAACGAGAUUAUCGGUUGGUGGAACUUGGGAGACAAAACGCAGAACUUAAUGAACAAAUUGUUCAGUUGACUGCUCAGCUUGAAAAUAAAGCUAAGCGUGAGGGAGCAUCUGAUCUAGAUGGAUAUAUGCAACGACUAUCUGCAUUAGAGCGAAAGUUUCAGCAAUCGAUUCGAGAGAAAGAGGAUCUUAAAGGCAAACUUGAAGCCCUUAUAGCAGAGGCCCAAGAAAAAGUUGCCAAAAGCGAUAUGGAGAAAGCAUUAGUCGAGCGUGAUUUUAUGAUAAAUGAACUACAAAAGGAAGGUGAAAGUCUAUCGAAACAAAUAUUGCAACACUCAAACAUAAUAAAAAAAUUACGCGUAAAAGAAAAGGAAAGUGAUGCGUUAAUAAGAAGACAGUGCAAUGAAAUUAACGAAUUAACCCAAGAGACGGAACGACUGAAGCGGUCGUUAUCAGCAAAGGAUGAAGUUGAGCAUGCACAAAUAGUGGCCGUGCACAAAUUAACAUCUGAAAAGAGUAAACUAGAACGUGAAUGUGCUACUCUCAACAGCAAUUUAGAUGAUCAAACACAAAAAUAUGAAAGUCUCCGCAAGUCUUUCGAAUUUGCUCGUAAAGAGCUUAAUGAAAAGGCAGAAUUAUGUGAAGAUUUACAGAAUCGCUUGACUAAGCUACAAAAUUGUGAAUCAGAUUUUCAAUCUUUUCAAAAAACAAAUAAAAUGCUUAUGGAUCAGAUAGAAGAGUUACGUGGACAACUACGCCGAUCCGAGCAUGAUAACGGGCAACGGUUGAUUCGUGUGAAGAAUGAACAUGUUGAACUUUUGCGACGUUUAGAAGCAUCAGAAACUCGAGCUGAAGAAGAAAAAAAUGCAUCUGUUCUUCUAACAGCACCAUUGAUGAAGCAACUUGAAUCACUGCAGUGCAUUAUAAGGCAUAAAGAAAGACUUUGGGAACAACGAGAUACUUCUUUUACACAACAAUUGGUAGAAACUUUAGAACGAGUCAAGAUUAUUACCGAGAAAGAAGCGGCACAAAAAAAUAUGAUAACUACAAUGCAGGAUCGUAUCACUACUCUAGAAGAGCGUUUAACAGCUGCCCUUGUCCAAACGGAAGAAACAUUGAUAAACAUAAAACAGAAAACUCAAGAAACUGAAAAUCUUGAACGGAAAUAUCAAAAAAGUUUGACAGAACAUGAAAGUUUACAAAAUUACAAAACUUCUGAAUUCCAACGAGCAUCAUCGUUAUCAAAUAGCGAUUGUAUAGAUAAACCUACAUCUUGCGAAAACAAAAUACUAGAAAUUCCUAAUGAUAUGAAAUUACAAGUAGAUAUUAAUACUACGUUACUGACUGAAUUUGACACGAGACUUUCAGGAAUCUCGCCUACUCAUAGCAUUGGAAACCUAUCUCUGCCUGAAUCACUUAACAGUAUUCCAUGGAAUGCAUCCGAGGAUAACCUCGGUGUAAACUCCGUUGGAAAGAAUACAGCACCUGCUGAUAGUUUAAGUGAUGUCGGUUAUAAUUUAUCAAUAAUGUUCAACAAUACAUCACUCUUGGAAACUUUACAAUCAACGCUAAAGCAACGGGAUGGCGAGGUGUACCAACUGCAAUGGGAAGUUUCUCGAUUUCAACAAGAACGCAAUAUACUUAGUUCGGAAAUUUCAAAUCUUACAAUGGAACUAGACAAUGUUCGGGAACGUUUUGAGCGGAGCAUCCGUUUGGAGGCGGAACAUAAAGAUUUGCAAAAUCGGUACGAUGCACUGCUACAAAUGUACGGAGAAUCAGUAGAAAAAACUGAAGAAUUGCAGCUUGACCUGGCAGACGUAAAAGAAAUGUAUAAAAUACAGAUCGAUGAUCUGCUCCAACGACAGCGUGAUUUAAUUGCUUCUAUGAGCCAUCACUCUUCACUAUUAUCAUCACCUGGGAACAAUUGCUGAGUUGAAAAAAUUCUUCAUUCCUUUAUUUUAAAAUGAUUGUUUUUACUUAUAGAGAUAAUUUUAAAUCUUGUCCUUACUCGUCUUUAUUCAUGGCAGUUUUGCCCAAGCGUGGAUUAACAAUCGUUAACAACAAUACAUGAAAAAUUUGUGUAAAUUACAUUAAAAGAUAUAGUAUACCAUGACUUAAUGUUCAAAUGUUCGUGAAAUACAGCUGCAAUUGAGAUUAAAAGAUGUGUAAUUUUUCUUUGUAGCUUCAAAGCAAUUUCUUAGUCAAAAUAAACAAGUAUAAAAUCUUAA